Messenger RNA from Emiliania huxleyi CCMP1516, 2559 nucleotides. RefSeq lists its product as hypothetical. The record is from RefSeq and is a predicted model, not a curated record. Bases 1 to 2559 code for a protein of 852 amino acids. The transcript is spliced from 3 exons. NCBI's taxonomy places the organism in Eukaryota, Haptophyta, Isochrysidales, Noelaerhabdaceae.
AUGAAGACAAAAAGCAGGGAGGCAGCGGCAGCGGCCACAAACCCGCUGUGCCUCUCGCACAGUGGCGCACGCGGCGGGCGGCGGUCUGCGCGGCUCUGCUCUCUCCGGCUCAACUCCCGCUUCAUGUCGGCCGAAGAAGCGGCCCCCAACGGCGCCACCACAAACGCGCCGGCUCUCGAGCCGGUCAUCGACUCAGUGCGGUCUUCGAUGACCGACACGGUGUCGGAGAAGCUCAGUGCGGUCGAGGACACGAUCCAGCGCAAGCUGGACAUCGACUCAGUGCGGUCUGACAUGACCGACACGGUGUCGGAGAAGCUCAGUGCGGUCGAGGACACGAUCCAGCGCAAGCUGGACAUCGACUCAGUGCGGUCUGACAUGACCGACACGGUGUCGGAGAAGCUCAGUGCGGUCGAGGACACGAUCCAGCGCAAGCUGGACAUCGACUCAGUGCGGUCUGACAUGACCGACACGGUGUCGGAGAAGCUCAGUGCGGUCGAGGACACGAUCCAGCGCAAGCUGGACAUCGACUCAGUGCGGUCUGACAUGACCGACACGGUGUCGGAGAAGCUCAGUGCGGUCGAGGACACGAUCCAGCGCAAGCUGGACAUCGACUCAGUGCGGUCUGACAUGACCGACAUGGUGUCGGAGAAGCUCAGUGCGGUCGAGGACAAGAUCCUGCGCAAGCUGUGCGGCGUCGGCGAGAAACGCGCGAACAAAGUCAAGGUGGCCUUCAUCCUCCUCACAGGCCUGGUCGCGCUGGUCGAGGCCGGCCUGAUCACAGCCACCACAGAGCCGAGUGUCUACAUCGACAUGGAGCUCCUUGACGAGGGGUUCAAGUGGAGCAAUCUCCUUCCGUCGUCCUGCAUUUCCGACAAGCUCCCACCACCGCCAGCGGGGGAAACAGCGUCGCCGAAGCCACCCGGGCUCCCACCACCGCAAGACUCCGCAAGCGACCAGGCCAUCGCGGCUUUGACCAGCAAGGCUUUGACCAGCAACCAGUCGCUGAUCGACCUCUGGUAUUCGGACACCAUCGAGAGCCAGUGCAAAUACGACCCUCUUUUCAGCGGCGAGGCCACCGUUGACAACUGCGGCCCACAGCCAGAGUGCAUCCGAGGCCUCAGUGUCUUCUUCACGAUGACGCUCUUCCUCUCCGCCGUGUGCUACACCGGGGCGCGCAUCGCGCUGCACUACCUCACGAUGCGCGACAGCCAGCUGUGCGACUGCUGCCCCGGUUGCAUCCGCACCGGCCUGCGCAUCUGCCUCAAGAUGGGCGCGCCCGUCGCGCUCAACUCUCUGAUGAUCGUCAACACGAAGAUGGCGUGGCAAGAGGGCGGAAAGAACGGGGUACCCUCGCACGUGUACGGCUACAGGCUGGGCUUCAGCACACUCGAGCUCUUCUUCGUCGUCGUCAACGUGCUCUUCAUGAUGGUCUUCGUCCUCGUCGGCUCCAUGCUCGUCGUCGCGCCCACCUGCUGCGCAGGCAUGAUCAAGAUCUGCUGCAAGGCUUGCGGAGGCGGGGCCAACGCUAUGCGUAACGCGGUCAAAAGGGUGAAGCAAUGGGCCCGCGGCUACCUCGUCUUGAUGCUCUACAUACUGUCCUUCUGGGGCAUCGUCACGACGAUCGUUGCCGCCGCGCUCGAGUACGAGGACUGGGCUUCGACGCUCAAGUACGAGGACUGGGUUUCGCCGUCGAUCGCCAUCCAGUCCUUCCCUCUCAUCGACAUUGCCAUGACUCUGAUCAUGUUCCCGCCCAACCUUGCCGUCCAGCUCGACUCCGAGCUCCCGCGCGUCUGGGCCGUCGGGGCGCUCCGAAUUUGCAAGGUGAUCUCUGUGUGCAUAGCACUGUUCUUGGAGUACUUCCACUUGUUCUUGAAGUGGAAGUACUCAGGGCCGCCGUGCAAGUGCUGCACCAAGUGCUUCCCGUGUUGUGGCCAGGGCGACACGCCCCAGCAGGGCAAAGGGCUGAAUGAGAUCAAGGUCGAGGUCGAGGGCGCCAUCACAGACGCCGCGGCUGAGGCGGAGCAGACUGCGACUGAGAUCAAGGUCGAGGUCGAGGGCGCCAUCACAGACGCCGCGGCUGAGGCGAAGCAGACUGCGACUGAGAUCAAGGUCGAGGUCGAGGGCGCCAUCUCAGACGCCGCGGCUGAGGCGAAGCAGACUGCGACUGAGAUCAAGGUCGAGGUCGAGGGCGCCAUCACAGACGCCGCGGCUGAGGCGAAGCAGACUGCGACUGAGAUCAAGGUCGAGGUCGAGGGCGCCAUCACAGACGCCGCGGCUGAGGCGAAGCAGACUGCGACUGAGCUGGCUGAGAUCAAUGUUCAGGACCGGGUCGUGGAGGAGACGGAGAAACUCAUACCGCAGCUGGAAGAGAACGCCUCGGCAGACCUCCAGGCACUCAAGGAUGCGGCUCCCACCAGUUCCAGAGACUGGUUGCAGAGGGCCAAGGAUUGGGCGUGGGACAUGUCCGACAGGGCGUCCGCCAGGGCGGACAGCGAGGAGCAGAAGGCAUCGGAACGCCUCAGCGGUACUUCUGCACCGUCGAAACGCCUCAGCAUCUAG